Wyeomyia smithii (pitcher-plant mosquito) is the source of this 2544-nucleotide messenger RNA. It is a transcript of the gene Hacl, whose product is annotated as 2-hydroxyacyl-CoA lyase 1. NCBI's taxonomy places the organism in Eukaryota, Metazoa, Arthropoda, Insecta, Diptera, Culicidae. Bases 169 to 1872 code for a protein of 567 amino acids. Gene Ontology annotation, molecular function: catalytic activity; magnesium ion binding; thiamine pyrophosphate binding. Gene Ontology annotation, cellular component: peroxisome. The record is from RefSeq and is a predicted model, not a curated record. Gene Ontology annotation, biological process: fatty acid alpha-oxidation. The transcript is spliced from 5 exons.
GUGAUUUCGGAGAGAGACUUAAAGAGACACCCAACUCAACUCAGCAGUUAACUCUCAAAACAGUUUCACUUUCGGCGAAGUGUGGCUGAGUUGUGUGAUUGGACGAUUUGGUUAUAAAUUGUGUUUUUAUUAGUUCUAAGUUUUGAUACUUAGAUUCCACCCAGCACAAUGGAAGUUGAUGGUAACACCGUUCUGGCUCGGUCUCUCAAGGAACAGGGCAUUGAGUAUGUAUUUGGCAUCGUUGGCAUACCGGUUGUGGAGCUGUCUAUGGCGAUGCAGGCCGAAGGCUUGAAAUACAUCGGGAUGCGGAAUGAACAGUCGGCUUGUUAUGCUGCACAGGCGAUCGGCUACCUCACCGGCAAACCGGGAGUCUGUUUGGUCGUUUCGGGUCCCGGACUACUGCACGUAACUGGUGGUAUGGCCAACGCGCAGAUUAACUGUUGGCCUCUGCUUGUGAUAGGUGGUUCUACCUUUCAGGAUCACGAAGGCAUCGGCGGCUUCCAGGAGUGUCCGCAGGUGGAGUUGAGUAGACCGUACUGUAAGUACGCAGCCAGACCUCCGGGUGUUGCGUUAAUACCGCAACACGUGGAAAAAGCUGUUCGAUUGGCGUGCUACGGACGUCCAGGAGCGGCUUACCUUGAUUUUCCUGGAAAUCUGCUACUUGCGCGUGUUUCGGAAGAUUCUAUCGCGAAACAGUACGCACACCCGGAGCCGCCUAUGGCAUUCCCUGAUCCUAAGCAAGUGAAACUUGCUGCACAAUUGCUCAGCUCUGCGAAGAGACCAUUAAUAAUCAUUGGAAAGGGUGCGGCUUAUGCGCGGGCAGAACUCCAUCUGCGGCAGUUGGUACAUCAAACGAACCUACCAUUUCUACCGACUCCGAUGGGUAAGGGAGUGGUGCCCGAUCUGGAUCCGCAGUGCGUCGCCCCCGCUAGGACUUUGGCCCUGCAAAAGGCAGACGUUAUUCUGCUGCUUGGAGCACGGCUGAAUUGGAUGCUGCAUUUUGGUAGAACUCCUCGAUACAGUGCCGAUGUGAAAAUUAUCCAAGUUGACCUUAGUGCCGAAGAGAUGCACAACAGCAUUCCAAGUGCAGUAGCUAUUCAGGCAGAUAUUGUUCCUUUUGCUGAGCAAUUAAUUGACGAGCUGGCUCGUUCAAAAUACUAUUUCCAUAAAAAUAAUGAUUGGUGGGUUGACCUUAAGGCUAAAUGUGAUAAGAAUAAAAAAAUAGUUCACCAAAUGGCGAUGAACAAGGAAAUUCCGCUGAACUAUCACGCCGUCUUCCAUCAUCUUCAGGAAUUGAUUCCAAAAGACGCGAUAAUUGUUAGCGAAGGUGCCAAUACGAUGGAUAUUGGCCGAUCUUUCCUGCACAACAAAUGGCCACGACACCGUUUAGAUGCGGGCACAUUUGGAACAAUGGGCGUAGGACCUGGAUUUGCAAUUGCCGCUGCACUGGUGUGUCGAGAUCGUUUUCCCGGGGAGAAGGUAAUAUGCGUGGAGGGCGAUUCGGCGUUCGGUUUCUCCGGUAUGGAGAUUGAGACGAUGAUGCGCUAUCAGCUUCCGAUUGUGAUUGUGAUAGUAAACAACGGUGGAAUUUACUCAGGUUUUGAUAAACAAACUUACGACGACAUUCGUUCAGGCGGAGACUUAACUCAGGUAACUCCGCCAUCGGCGCUCAAUGUGGAAACACACUACGAAGCAAUGAUGAAUAUGUUUGGAACUAAAGGUUACUUUGUGCGUACUAUACCGGAGCUUCAAGCAGCACUCAAGGAGGCAUUGAUUUUAACUAACAGACCAACGAUCAUCAAUGUUAUCAUCAGUCCGCAGGCGGAUCGCAAACCGCAAGACUUCCAGUGGUUGACCGAGUCUAAGCUGUGAAAAAAAACAACGAUAGUUGCAUGAGCUUCAUUCCUAGCCAGCAGGCUUUCCCUCGAUGAGAUAAGGUGGUUCUAGUAUUUUAUUUCCUUUUACUUUGGUUGCAUGGUGUGAGAAUGUAAAUUUAGUAUUUUAACAAACAUUAGGCUGGUUUUAAUAAAUACAUGUUGGCUAGUAAUAUUGUAGAUUGUUGACAAAGCUUAGAAGAUAUACAAUAGGCUCACGACGUUUGUUAUAAAGUGGCUCAUAUGUUAUGCUUUCGUUCAAUCCAUCUUCUUACGAAGGUAUCGAAAAUUCGCAUUUCGUUCGAACGCCCAUUAAUAAGUCUCUUUUGAAAAUGUGAAAAAUAUUUUCAUCUAUAUUCACAAGUACCGAUUCCAUUUUAGAGAAAAUGAUGGCUAGACGGACAAAAUAUGUACUAAUUAGAAGUUGUAUGCUUUUGAAUUUAUUGGGUUCUUAUCGCGAAUACGGAUUACAUCAAAUUUACCUGUAUGGGUGCACACUCUGAGUGUUACCCUAUUUAAGGAUGUUCGUGAAACACUACUACUACUAAACAAAAGAGCAGAGUGAGUGAUGAAGAGGAGAUUUGAAGCGAAGAGAGAGUACGUUCGUAACUGUUGAAUAGAAAGCACGCGCCAUUUCUUCCGCGAAAUAAAAUUCAUUUAUUUCACAUAA